AUGCUUUCCAAACUUUAUAUUACGGAUUAAGAAGCAAAAUCAAGUAGAGGGAUCAGUUCUAUCAAAGUAAUUGAUUUUUAGAAGCAAUCUAGAUCUUUGUUUAAGCCUAAUUCAAAUUGGCUAGUUUCAGACUUCGAUUCUAAUCCGACUUUUUAAGUGCAAUGGAAAUUUUAAUUAUGAUUGAAGUAAUCGUUAAAGAAAAGUCAAUUAAUACCAUAAAUUAAAUCCUUAAAUUUAUAUUUUUAUAAGCUAUUGCCAAAUAUUUCUCUAAAAAUAAAAAAUUUGGUUUGAUUAAACAACCAUAAAAGUUGUUUCAUAAUUCUAAAUCCUAAAAUUUAGUCUUCUAAGCCAAGAAUCUUGUUUUAACUCCAGCAAACCUAGUUUCAUAAACUCAAGCGCAUCCUUUAAAUAUUUUCUAUGCAAAACUUCAUCGCCUCAAUAUACAUGUAGUUUGGUAAAUUAACCAACCAAUUAAUACCCUAACUAAAUGCUUACCUAUAAGACUGAGAUAUGAACAUGAUUCAGUUAUAGAUGUGGAUAUUCUAAUGCUUUGA
Molecule: messenger RNA, 554 nt
Organism: Paramecium octaurelia
Lineage: Eukaryota; Ciliophora; Oligohymenophorea; Peniculida; Parameciidae
Source: the annotation of a GenBank genome assembly